Molecule: messenger RNA, 24917 nt
Organism: Podarcis lilfordi (Lilford's wall lizard)
Lineage: Eukaryota; Metazoa; Chordata; Lepidosauria; Squamata; Lacertidae
Source: the annotation of a GenBank genome assembly
AGUCUGGAGGUGAUUGCGCAGCAGCUGAGUUAUAGCUCAUGUGACUAUUUUGAUUUAUCUUAACUUGCUCCUUCCCUGCAUGGCUUUCUUACUGUGCCUUUAAGUGGAGUGGUUUUGCUGUGUGAGUGUGUGUGUGGCCAGAAACACCAGCGGCAGUGCUGUCUGUGAGAGGGUGCAGUUUGUAAGAGGCUUUUUUUGUUCCUCCGCCAUGGCCGGGUGCUGCAGCUUGAAGAAUGUUUGUGAAUAUGAAACUAACAAGGUUGUACGCAUUCAGAGUGUCUACUACGGGAGCCUCAAGUGGGCCAUCCAUUCUGUCGUCUUCAUGUAUGUCUGGUAAGUGGAACAGGAAAAGUUCAGAUUCGGCAGCAGGGAAAACAAACAGGGAAAGUUGGAAGCCUUGGAAAGAGCUCUCCAGCGAAAUCCUUGGGGUUUACAUCUCUAGCUGUUGAUAAGAAAGGCUGGGGUUGAACUGUGCAAAUUGCUCUGUCUACUUGGAUCAGUUAAACUAUAUCCAAGAGUUGUUUAAGUAGUUUCAUCUAUUGUCUGAAAGUUAGUAAAGCUGGUAAAAAUGUUAGCGACGGUUCAUAAGAUACUGCUUUAACAAAAGCAUGUUAAAUGUAUAAAUUUAAUCAAUAUUAAUUGUCAGUGAUACCACAUUCCCCACCUUGCACUCACAACUCACCUGUGACUCCUUGUAGCUGUCAGCAGGCAAGAGCGGUCACUAUUCGUUUUAGAUACAGAUGCCGGUGCUUAUGGCAUGAGGGCUGAACUGUCACAGGAAUGUGCAGGACAAGACAAGCCUGUUGCUUAUUUCAGUAAGAGCCUGGGAGAAACUUCUGCACUACUAGGAGAGAACUCCUGGCAGUUGUGAAGUUCAUAGGACGUUUUCAUUAUUAUCUGUAUGGUAGGAAAUUUGUGGUGAGGACUGACCAUUCUUCCUUACAAUGGCUAUUUUGGUUCAAAAACCCGGGGCCUCGUACAGGGAACAGCUUUGACUGGCUGGCUAAACCAGGUGAGGGUAGCCAAUGGGUCUCAAACCCUUGGUGAAUGAGGGACUUCGCCUGCAUGCAAAGACAGGCUCUGGCGGAUGGAGCAGUUGCACGUGCCAUUUCUGCACAUGCUGUAGAGGGAAGUGAGGGGCAGAUGGGGCUCGUCCACCUGGGAAGGGAGCCCAUCUAGGAGAAGGAAACUCCUGAGCCUCUGCUGCCUUGUGGGACAUCUUCAGGAGAUGAAAAGGCUAAGGAGUAAAUGCUACACAAAUCCAGAGUGUCAAGCUUUAUUUUUUCCUUAACUGAGCCUUGUACACCUCCUUCCAGCAAGUCCUGCAUCCAAGCUGGUGUCAAAUGUAUUGCUCUGCUUUCCUUUGGACCACAUGAACCAGGCUAAGAGGUGGAUCUUGUCAUCUGGUCAGCCCAGGACCUCUAUACACAUUGCGCAGGCUUGCACCCCGGGAAGGUCACUUUGGUGCUGUUAACACAGUGGUUUAACUCUUCCCCCUGGAGGCGCACUCCAUUGUCUCUCCUCCAUUGUCUCUUGAGACAGAUGGAUGUCAACAAGAUACCACAUUAUUUAUACAGGGCUUUAAAGUGUUCAAAGCAGCUCACAUGUAAUAAUGUAAUCUUUAGAACAACAACCUUAUAAGAUAGGCUGCUAAUGCAAUCUUAGGCUAUGUUAACAGAUGUUUGAUGUCUGGAUCAUGGGAAGUAAUGGCUCUGCUCUAUUCUGCACUGAUCAAGCUCCAGUCCUGGGUGCCACAUUUUAGGAAGGACAAUUGGAGCAUACAAAUUGGAGCAUGCCCAAAGGAGGUUUGGGGGUUCUGGAAAUCCCCAUAGUACAAUGAGCAGUUGAAAGACCUAAGUAUGUUUAGCUUAAAGAGGAGGAGAUGAAGGAGAGACAUGAUAGCAAUAUUCAGAGGUCUAAAGGACUGUCAUGUGGAACAUGGAGCAGGUUUGCUCUCUGUUGCUCCCAAAGGAAAUGGUUAGGGAAUAAAAUUUUCACCCUUCACUUGAUGGCAAAGGACAGGAGAAGGGUGAAUGGACAUUUGUCAGAGAUGCUUUUGUUGCACCCUGCAUAGCAGAACCUGCACUAAGCAGGGUGUUGGUCUAGUUGAAACUGUUAGGAUAUUUCCGUUCCACCUUAAAAGGGAGCAGGCUGUGAGUCACAGAGUCUGCUUAUUUCCUGUUCACAGGAUGUUUAUGUUUUCUGUUGCUUUCAUUUUCUCUCUCUGUGUUGUAGACACUAAAGCAGGCAGUCAUGUUUUUCUGUGUUCUUAUCAACGCUGAAUAAACUUGUAAAUAAUGCUCUCCUGAGUGCAACUUUUGGCUGUGCAUUAUCUGCUGAUAGAGUGUGCAUGAGCUCUGGAAUGUGGCAAGAUAUUUUCUAGAAACUCAUGUCGCUAACUGUUGAUACUGCGUGACUACGGGAGAUCAAUGGAUCGUCCGGCAGCCGGCUUGGGGGCCAUGAUGGACUUUGUUUCCCUGGCAGUAUCCCAACAGAAACUGUACUGUCCCUACUCAUUGAUAUUACUGCCGUACUUUCCUCUUAUUGCAAACACGGGAUGAAUGGACUAAACUGGACACUGAGAGAACAAUCUGCCAAAUAUUGAGGCCCCACCUGGCACUAUCAUAUGACUUUAAGCAGGCAUGGUCCCCCCUCCCCCAAAUCAUGGGAACUGUAGUUUAUCAAGGGUGCUAAGAGUUCCCCUUACAGGGCUACAGUUCCCAGAGUAGUUUACUCUUCCCUGGGUACUCAGGGAAUUGUAGGUCUGUGAGGUGGUCAGUGCCCUUGACAAACUACACUUCCCAGUGUUCUUUGGGUGAGGGGAGGUAUGACUGCUGAUAUUAAUAUGACACUGCUUUUUAAUGUACAGUAUAGUGCAGAUGGGGCCAGAGAUUCAGGCAGGGACUGUCUGAUCUUAUAGCUCCAUCUCGGACUUUAGGUCAUAUCCACACCAUAUAUUCAAAGCACAUGGCCUUCCCCCAAUGAAUCCUGGGGACUGCAGUUUGUUAAGGGAGCUGGAAAUUGCUGGGGGAAGUCAUGACAGUUAAAGCAGCAUAAAUGUGCUUUAAAUGUACAAGUAAACACAUCGGAUUUAACUUUGCCAGCUUGCUGAUCUCUGCACAGCCUGAUCCAAUGCAUGCUUAUGUAGAAGUAAAGUUCCACUGAGUUCACUGGGAUUUACUCCCUAUUAAGUGUGCAUAGGAUUGCAGUUGAGAGUGCACAACUGCUGCAAGAGUAAGUCACACUGAAAUCAGGGGAACUCAUAAGUAACGUGUAGGACAACAGAAAAAACCUACUGAACUGGUCUUCUAAACCUGUGCUAUUAGGAUUUUAUUUUUACAACAAGAGAACUUAAGGGGAAGGACUUUAUUGUUUAUUUUUCACCGAAGUAGAAAGCUUUGCAUUUGCAACAACAGCUGGUGUAUAGUCUUACAUAGUAACCCCUAAAACAUUUUAAUCAGUGAAACAGAACUGUAGUAACUGAGGUUAGGAUCACACAGCCUUGGAAAUAAAGACCCCAGAGCUGGGAAUUUUUUGAAAAGUACUGCAUUAAACUGAUCUGGACAUAUUAAUGUAGAUUUGUUUCUGAGUGUAUAACUUUUGGCAUUCUGAGACCUAAGAGAAGAGCCUCCUUCCAGACAAGCACAGCUUUGUAAGUCUGGUGUGUGACCUUCUUUCCCACCCACGCAUCUGAUGAAUGCCAUGAUGUACAACCAGCUACUCUUAAAGGGACACUCUCAAUGUAGUAAAUAGAGUGGUGAGUCUGUGUUGCUUUAUGGCAAGAAUAACAAAUGGUGAAGCUGUGGCCCUCCAGAUGUUGAUGGACUGCAAAUCCCAUCAGUCCCAGACAGGGUGGCCAAUAGCCCGAGGUGAUGAGAGUUGGAGUCCAACAUCUGGAGGCCCACAGAUCUGCCAUGCCUGCUGUGUGUGUGUGUCGCAGGUAAGGGUUUUUUAAAAGACACAUCACGCACACACAAAACGUACAUUAUGUUAUAAAACUACCAUUAAAAAAAAGAUGGAUAGAACGCCUGUAACUUUGAAGCAUUCAUUGGCAGGUGAAUUUUCAUAGUGGUACAGGAACUGAGAAAUUGACUCGUCCUUCCACUCGACCAUCUCUUUAGCAGACCUGGUCAUCAAAAUGGCACAAUUUAUUUCUAACCCUCUGUGGGCAGUAUCUUUGCUCUGGGUUUGCAUAAUACAGGGCAGUGCUGUAGCAUGGGGGGGGGGGCGCAGGGACACCACCUCAAACCCUUUCCAUUGUGUCUCUCCAGUGUUGCCCUUAUUGCUGACAGACGCUAUCAGAAGAAGGACUCCGUCAUCAGCUCAGUGCACACAAAAGUGAAAGGGAUUUCUCAGACUGAAGCAAGGAUCUGGGACACAGUGGAGUACACUCUCCCUAUCCAGGUAUGUCUCAACUCCUUGACCAGGGAGCAACCUGCUUUCAGUGACCUGAGUGACUGCUUUUCGGCUUUGGAAUAUAAAGCAGAGGUUGGGCACACCUUGAGUGUGCAUUACGAACCCUACCUGGAGAUGCUGGGAACUGAACCUGGAACCUUUCUGAACGCAAAACAGGAGCUCUGUCACUAAGCUACAGCCGUUCUCCAAAGGAUCACUGGGCUAUGGCCCUUCAGCAACAUGGGGUUGUAAAGGUUCACCACACCUGGUAUAGGGGAAAGACUGUAGGUCAGUCUCCCACAUCUUCAUGUAGGGCAUAGAGUGAUGCCCAUUUGAAACCUUGGAGAGCCGCUGCCAUUCAGCAUAAGGCAGCAGUCUAUGUUUCCUUAGACAGAUGUGCUUGAAUACCUUCAGUGAAAAAACCCCUUCCAUGUUCUGAGGCAGACAUCUUCCACUGUCAGACAGUCUUCUCCCAUCCCCAGUUUUGUUUUACUUAGUUGAACGUUCAUCUAGAAAAAGAGGAUAACUCCAUAGCUCUUGAUCCUGAUGGUUUAUGAUAUUUUGCUUGGUCCCUAAUAAAUGUAUUGCCUUCUUUAAAACUGUGUGGCUUGGGGGCUUGUGGCUUUUGUUUCCCCCCCCCCCCCCCGCCCCAUGGAACAAUCUUUUGAAGAGAUCCGCUUUUAACCCCCUUUGAUCAGUUCUUUCUCUUUACCUCCUUUUUUGUGUAUGCAGGGAAUAAAUUCAUUCUUUGUGCUAACCAAUAUCAUCAAGACAGAGAACCAAGUCCAGGGACUUUGCCCUGAGGUAACUCAAUUUUGUGAGUGAUGUUAUUAUCUGUGUGGAGAGGGAAAUAAGCCGUAUUCUGUAACGGAAGGCUUUUUAAUUAGUGUCUCAUUGCUAUGGUGAUCCUACAUCAUCAGGUGCUGAUUCAUCUUUCCCAUCACAACCUUGUUAGAUUUCAGAGAAACAAAAAACCUGCAACAACUAGUCCAGAAUAUGUUCUUUGCAUUCUCUGUUUAAGCUUGAAUCUUUUUGGCAACUGGCAAGAUACAUUCAGGGCUGCAUUUUGUUCUGCACAUUUCGUAAGUUUUCUGUUCAGGCAUGAAAUCUGUUAACUGGUGUAGCAGGUUUCAGCAGACCAAGGAUCUCAGAUUUCAUUUUAGGAAAAUGAAAUGACAUUCCUAGUCCUUAUGACCAGGAAGAUAGAAAUAUGCAGUUUCAAGUGAUGUUGAGCAGGGCUUAAUGGAACCUAGUGCUUUGGUAUAGCUCUUUACCCCACAGCUAUUGGUCCCCAAUCCUUAAGUCCUGCUCUUCUUUAAUGAUGGCAUUAUUUCUGUUGUUGUUGUUGUUAUUAUUAUUAUUUUCAUCCUUCACCCUAAGGUCCCAUGGUACGUUACAAAAAACAAUAUAGAAAACAGUUUAAAACAACCUACUAUCAGGAAAAUAAGGUGUAUUGUAAAAAUAUACACCUCAAGUGGUAGACAAAGGAAAUAAAUGCUUUCUCCAGGGAGGCUGGCCUGGUGUCUUUAUUACAUAUCUUGAGGCACCAGGCAAAAACAUUCCUCUUAUCCCAGGCCUUUGGCUAAUUAAACUAUCUAGGGCCUUUUAAACUGGGGGGUAUUGUUUUUGUUUGUUACUGUGUUGUGUAUUUUUGUGUUUUUAUAUUGUAAACUGCCCUGUGAUCCUCAGUUGAAGGGCGGUAUAGAAAUUUAAUAAAUACCAAAAAAGAGAAAAAUGGCCUUGCUGAGAGUGAGACAGACCAAAGUAGGACAGCAUACAACCAAGCCUGGGAACUGUAGUUUGUCAAGGGUGCUUGGAAUUGUAGCCUUGUGAGGGGUAAACUAAAGUUUCCAUGAUUCUUUGGAGGAAGCGAUGUGUUUUAAACAUACAGUGUGUCCACAGCCAGGGCUCUAGCUCCUGUUAGUGUGGUCUGAAAUGAAUAUGCAACACUAGAAAUUAAAACGCAUAUUGUAUGUUUACUUUCCCCCCUUUCCUUUUGCUCAGUUUCCCCUUGCCAAAGCUGUUUGCUCUACCGACAAGAGCUGUAUGAAAGGUCGUAUGGACCCUCAGAUUAAUGGUACGUGGGUUUAAUGUUUGUAAUAUGCUGCAGAAAAAAGUAAAAGAAAAGCUGGUUGCUUUUUAAAUUUUCAUUUUAGUUCAACAAAUUUUAUAGCCAACAAUAAUGAAACUUUACUGCAACAGCAACUUAAACUUGAGGUGACUAUGACUCCAUACCUUAUGAUAAAAUGUUCAGUUUACUUGUCACUUGAUUAAGAAAGGCUAAUUGGUUAAGUAUACGGGGCUACCACAUUUAAUCGGUAUAGCCAUGCUGUGUGAUGCGCCAAAAAGCAGAUUAAAGGCACAUAAAUGAUUUGUUCAAGACAGGGCAUAGGAUUAAGUGUGAGGUUGUGCAGGUUCUUUGCCAUACAUUUAGUGUGUAAAUCACAUUCAAAGGAGCUGCCACAAAGAUUCCUUUAGGGCAGGGAUUUUAAACUGGGGUACCUCACUGUUCCUGACAAUGAGGUAAGACUGCCAUUUCUUUACUGUGGUUAACAAACCUCACAGAUUUAUAGUCAAAAGAUCUGGAAACACUGGGAGUUAUGUAACUUCACAUGCAUUUUUAAAAAGAAUUUAAAAAGAAUUCAUUAGACAACUUGCCUUUAACAGAUACUUUAUAUCAGCCUUCCAUAUCAGCCCCUAUGGAAAUGGGAGAUUUGUGAAAGCUACUUUACUGACAAAAGGGACGCAGGUGGCGCUGUGGAUUAAACCACAGAGCCUAGGACUUGCCGAUCAGAAGGUCAGCGGUUUGAAUCCCCACGACGGGGUGAGCUCCCGUUGCUCGGUCCCUGCUCCUGCCAACCUAGCAGUUCGAAAGCUCGUCAAAGUGCAAGUAGAUAAAUAGGUACCACUCCGGCGGGAAGAUAAACGGCGUUUCCGUGCACUGCUCUGGUUUGCCAGAAAGCGGCUUAGUCAUGUUUGCCACAUGACCUAGAAGCUGCACGCUGACUCUCUCGGCCAAUAAAGCAAGAUGAGCACCGCAAACCCAGAGUCGUCUGCGACUGGACCUAACGGUCGGGGUCCUUUUACCUUUACCUUUACUUUACUGACAAUAUCUGAUGACCACCUGCCUGUCAAUUAUAACCCACUUUGGAUCCAGUUUUGCCUACAACAGGAUUGUAAACACACACACACACACACACACACAGAUGACAGACAGACAGAUUUCUUACAAACCACAUACCGUAAGCUUCAAAUCCUGGCGUUUCAUGGGCAGUGUCAAAGUUCCUGUGGGUGGCGAAGAAGGCCAGAAAACAGCUUGUGACAUGUCCCAGAGAUUGCCCUUGGUGUGGAGUUUGUGUGAGUAGUGGCUGCUUGCUAUGACAGCUGGAUUUGUAUUGUGCUUUUCUGUGCCACAAUAAUUUCCUUACCUGUAAUGUUCCUAAUCUGUGUCUGUGAAAACAAAUCAGUUUAAAAGCUCUGGUAUUUUUAGCGAAAACAAAAACCUCAACUAGCAGCAAGGUUAUAUUCCAUAAAUGAAAGCUGAUUUCUGCUCUCUACAGGAAUUCAGACCGGCAAAUGUGUGAACUACAACACAACCAUCAAAACAUGUGAGGUCGCGGCUUGGUGCCCCGUGGAGUCAAUUAAAAAGGCUCCGGAGUAAGACAGGUUUUUUCAUAGCAGUCUGUGCACCCUUUUAUUGCGAGGAGGAGGGACCUCAGGCUGGGGCUGCGUGGCCCUUGGUCCUCUCCCCAGGCCUCACGGGCUCUGGGUCACCCCCUGGUUGACCUUGGUUCAAAUGUGCUGGUUUCCCACCUGCAACAGGUGUGCCACCGUGAGAACAGGAUGCUGGAGCAGGUGAGCCGUUGGCCUGAUCCAGCAGCCUCUUAUCUCUGAUCAUUCCUCUUGCUCGCUUAGGUGAGAGAGAUGUGUGAAUAUGUGUAGAAACUCUCCUACCACAUAAGGGUUAAAUUUACAUCCAUUGCUUCACCUGCUUUUGCUUCUUGCUCUGCUCACCACUGGCAUACGGCCCCUGGAAUAUUGCUCAGUAGGGAAUGUGGCCCUCAGGUUAAAGCUCCUCCCCUUUACUGUAUUCAGCAUGUGCGCCCCUGACACUGUCUCAUUCCUGCUGAUACUGAUAAAAGCCACUCAAAUAUAUUUACAACUCUAGAAACAGCGAGGAAUCCCAUUCACAGAUCCUGGGGCUCCCCCCCCCCCAUUCAGCUUCAAAUGCAUCACAGCUUUCCAGCUAAUACUGUUAUUAAACUAUAUGCUAUUUAAUAAAUGGGACUUUAUUUUUUGAGAUCUUUAUCCUUGUCUGGGGUCUCAUUUUAGGCCUGCCAUUCUGAGAAGUGCUGAAAACUUCACUGUGCUGAUAAAAAACAACAUUCACUUCCCGAAAUUUAAUUAUACGAAGUAAGUGCAGACAUGUGUUUCAACUGCCCUCAUUUCCGGUAAAUUGUUUUUACUGUUACUGCCUCUGGAGCAAUGUUGGGGUGCCUGUUUAAAAUUGUGCUUGUGUGACUUGCUGGAGCCAUCUCUAGGGCCCACCUGCCCACCAUCUUGUUUGCCUGGUUUACGUGAUGGAGCCGUGGGCUCAUUCACACUGCUCCAGUUCUCCUGCUGAGCUCCUUCCCUAACCCAAGUAGAAUCAGCAAACCACUAGCCUGCCCCAGCUGACUGUUGCUGCCAAACCAAGGUUUAUGGUUUGUUUUGCUCCAAGCAAGGCACAGUGGCCAAGCAAAGAACAAAACCUGGUGUCAUCCUUCCUUCCUCUGAUUCAGACCAGGAGUAGGAGGCAUUUGAGGAGGAUGACUUGAAUGGCCGGGAUGGGGGUGGGGAGAAAAUGAUGCCGCACAGCCCAGUUGAUGAUGUCUCCUCUCUGUGGUCAGACACACAACAAGGCGGGAGUCCUGGGGGCUGCUCCUUCCCUGCAGGCAAAGGAUAAGGAGGCCUCUGGGGCACAACUUGGUCUGAGGAUUCAGAGGGGAAGAUGGGUCUAGCGUUGUUUCUUAGAGAGAGAAUCAAUAAAAAAAGAGGAAAUUGUCGUCGUCCCCCCCAUUCCCACAGGGACAGUUGUUAUUUCAAGUAGCUGAUCAGUUGCUGUCUUUGUUUGAAAACACGGUGGGGAGGCAGGGAAACUCACUGAAGCAAGUUUGCAGCUCCUGGGCUGUCGUGGAACUCUUACUGCAAAUUUCAGACUCCUGGUCCUUGACUCUUGCUAAUGAACAUAUUGCUGUUACUCUUUUGCCAGGCUCUGCUCUUUAUUAGCCACUGAGUUUGUAUUGUGAGACCACUAUAAUAAAAACCCACUUCUUCACUUUCAAGCAAUGAAACCUGUUAAUUGGUUUUGAGUGGGGCCAGGACACUUGGCUUCAGAUCAUGGGUUGCAAAACAAACCAUGGAUGCCGGCUUGGACAUCAUGCUAAGAUAAAGGCCAUGGUUUGCUGCUUGUGCCAGGAGAGUGGUUGGGCAAUGUGCAGUAGCACAUGGAUUAUGGCUUACCACGAUGUCUGAACAUAGCCACUGCCUCUAAAAGUUACAUCCACCACUAUCCUACUCCAGGCUAAACUGCACCAAUACGUUAUCAGCUUUUUGAAAUUCACAAAAAUUACUAGCCUGCAAACAUUUUUUGCCAAGUGGCCUGUGCCUCCAUAUAGGCUGCAAAUGAGGAGAAAUUAUUUCAAUUGCAGCCAGCACAGACAUGCAGGCUACUGCCUCUUAGCAGACUAGUAAAACUUUUUGCAGGCUAGUAACUUUUGUGGGUUUAUUCACAAAGCUGAUGACAUAUUGUGUAGUUUUGGCCUCCAGUAGAGUUGUGGCGCUGUAGAUACAGUGGUACUAUAAGAAAAGCAUAAUAAAACUCUUGUGAUAGAAAUUUCCCCCAGCUUUUUUUAAUUUUCUUAUAAACACUGGGCGAAGUCAGCCCAGCUACCAUAAACAAUUCAUUUUGUGUUGCCUGCAAAAUUAAAACAACACUACUUUCCCUCCCAUUCUCUGCAGAAGAAACAUUUCACCGGAUUUUAAUAUUUCCUGCACAUACAACAAGAACACUGCUCCGCAUUGUCCAAUUUUCCGGCUGGGAGAUAUUCUCCGAGCAUCAGGGGAGAACUUCUCUGAGGUGGCUGUUCAGGUCUGUGCCAUCUGUUUUGGCUAUAGAAGGCUUGUCUGUAUUAUGCCCCUGCUCACUUGGCUGUGUGCAGACCCUAACCCUUUGAAACACAUUCAAAGCAAAUCCUUUCUCGCAAAGAAUUCUGGGCACUCUAGUUUACGCACUUAGUUACCACUCCCAACAAUCCUUAACAAGCCACAGUACCCAGAAUCAAGUUACAGUGCCCAGAAUCCUUUGAGGGAAAGGAAGUUCCUCAUAUGCACUUUAAAGGGCAAGCUGAAUUAUUUCUCCCUUCCUUUUGAUAAACUUUCAGUCUGUGAAGAGACGGUUGGGAAGCUGAUUGGCAUAAGGACCAAAUAUUUAUUUCUAUUUCAAGGUCUGAUCUACUGCUCACUUUCACCAGCUUGGGAGCACACGGUGUCUACCCCCGUUGAUGAUCAGCCCCGUGUUAAAAGUACUCAUCUUACUCUCUCUCCCAAGGGUGGCAUCGUGGGCAUCGAAAUUAACUGGGAUUGCAACCUGGACAAGUGGCUUCACCGCUGCGAACCCAAAUAUGGUUUCCGGCGUCUGGAUGACAAAAAAACAAAUGAAGCCUUGUACCCUGGAAACAAUUUUAGGUAAUUUUUUUUUUGUAAUUUUAGGUAAAACAUGCUUUUGAAGACUUUGCUGUGUUGCAACCAUCCCCAACCUGGUGCCCUCCAGGUGUUCUGGACUAUAGCUCCCAGCAGUCCUAGCCAGCAACUGGGUGCAGAAUUUAGCAUCUUGAACACUUUAGUUAUUUCCCCUCCUCCCCCCCAUACUCUAAAUAUUUCUAGUUUCUAGGUCUCAUGGCUGCAAAGGUUUGAAACAGCAGAGGUGAUGCCAGAGAGGGGCUGAAAUGGGCUCUCCCCAUGCCACAACAAGAUAGGUCUUCAGUUUCCUACAUUGUUUUUUGUUUUCCCAAGACUAGCAGCAGAGAAGCCUAUCCCAAACAAGACAAAUGUGUGCAAAUUUGCUUGACUUGCAUGCAUUUUUAAAACAUUGAUUUCCCCUCUCUCUUAAAAUGUGCAUUUUGAAAUGGGCUUAUUUGGGGAUUUCAACGAUUUGGCAAUUCUGAAAAACCAAAGGCCUUUCACACCAAAGUCAUCUGCCGCCUACCGCAGUCAUGCUGAUAAAGCACACAGGAUGUCUCCCCGCCUCAUGGCAGUCCCUUUGCUGACUGCUGCUACACUGCCCCACUUCCCCUUUUACUCCCAAUUUGGUGCUAGAGAGUGAAGCCAAUCCUGGCCUGCACUGUAGGCUGAGGGAGGGCGGGGGUCACUGGGAGGCUGCACUCCAGAUUCCCAGGAAGAACAGGGCAGCAAGGGGGAAACCAGUGUGGUUCCAUUGGCCAUAGAAGAAGCAGCUGCAGGGAGUUUUGCUUAAAACUUGCUUUUAAACUUUCUUCUGACUGCCAAUUUUCACUGGACCAGAGAGCUGGAAAGAAGUGUGCUCUUGUCCCAUCCAUAACUUGAGAAUGAGGGCUGCUGGAGUGGGUGGUAGGUGUGUCCUCAUAUGACAGUCUAUUGCAGCUUUCCCACGCCUGAUGCUCUCUAGGGCAAAAUGGCUCGCCUUGAGGGGAGUUUUACCAGGUCAGGGAGGGUUGGUCUUUAGGCAAUUUAUAUAUCCUACUUACAAAAUGGGUAAUUUUGUGGGUCUUGCACAGGAUAUUCCCACGACGAUUUGCACCCCAUGUUUCCAUGACAUUCUAAAUCCACACAUCAGAAUGGGCUCCUUACUUUGGGGACGGGAAGUUUCCCAUGGGGAAUCCAAAAUAACCUUGCCAGAAGCAUCAACAGAAGCUUAGCUCUGUUCUUACCAGUAAAGCAUGCCUGAGCCAGUGACUGGAGAUCCCACAACGGAAAAUCAAAGUUCAUUUAUGCUGUGAGGAGAAAAGCAGCUAGUACGAGGCAGGGUGGUAAUCCGAUGACUCACCAGAGUGUGCUGUACUGUGGGCAGAGAACUUGCCUAACAGAGUACGGAAAGCCAAAUUGCAAUGGCCUUUGUGUUCUUUGCAGAGAGAGGAUUUGGGGUUCUGGGGUCUGAUAAUGAGUGUGAUGGGGCUUGCAAGUUCCACACAGGUGUGUUGUGUGAGGAAGGAAGCCAUCUUCCAGCGCUCUUUGGAGUCCAGGCCAAUGCUCACAUCAUCCAAACUGCUCUCACAAUACCGUGUCCAACUGUGUUGUUUGGUCCUUGUAGAUUUGCAAAGUAUUACAAGCAGGCUGGUGGGAAGGAGGAGCGAACCCUGAUCAAAGCCUAUGGCAUUCGCUUCGACAUCCUCGUGUUCGGCAUGGUAAAAGGAAACUCAUCCUGACUUUCUGUUGCUGGUUUUCGAUCAUGUCAGAGAAAUGGGAAUUUGAAGGCCAGAUUAUGCAUGACAUCACUGGCAAUUGCAUGAUUUUAAAAUUAUUAUUUGUAUGCAGUGCUUUUUUUUCUUAAAAAAAUGUUUAGGGGUACUCUCAUUUUGACUCAAGGAAAUCACCAUUUUAUAGUUCAAAUCGGGAAAAAUAAAUACAGUCAUACCUCGGGCUACAGAUGCUUCAGGUUGUGCAUUUUCGGGUUGUGCACCGCGCCAAACCCGGAAAUACCGGAAUGGGUUACUUCCGGGUUUGGGUGCUCACGCAUGCGCAGAAGCACUAUAUCACGCUUUGCGCAUGCACAGAAGUGCCCAAGCAUGCGCAGACACUGCGCUGCGGGUUGCGAACGUGCCUCCCGCACGGAUCACGUUCGCAACCCAAGUGUCCACUGUACAGUAAAUGGACAAAAGUACAAAGAUUCACAAAAUGUUUAGAGGUAUGGGUACCCCUGCGUCCCCCUAGAAAAAAGCACUGUUUGUAUGUGAAUAGCAGGCAGUGGAAGCCUGAUCUGGACCAGCGUUGUGGCAGUGUGGGGAGGGGACUUAACCUUUUGCCAUCUGUGUCUAUUUUCAUGGGAAGGAAAGCUAGUAGGACUUUGUGUUAGGAAGCAGUUUAUCCACCAUUUGGGUUUCCUUUGGUAUGUAUUAAAUUUUAAAAAUUUGGGGUGGGGGAUUUGAGGGUCCUCCUAACAUGGAUAUAAAAUCUGAAGAGCUGCUUGUUUUUCUUGCCACAGCAGCAGAAUUGUCAGUUCCUCAAAAGGGGAAAACACAAACUGAUCUUGAGGUUGCUGUAUGCUGCAAUAAUGUGUGGAACAUUAUUACUCUGCGAAAAGAUCAUGCUCAAAACAUGCUCUUUGGCAAAACUUUUGUCACCUUUAUAAACCAUUCUGACAUGGAGUAUUCUCCACCAUUGCAUCCUCUUCAGGUAUGGGCUUCAUGCUGUGUGGAUGCUGAUGGUUCUGUUGUCAGCAAUGGCUGUCUCCUUUCUGCUUGCAGGCAUGUGGAUGGAAUCAGUUCCCUGUAAGGGACAGAAGAGCCAGACACCAAAUUCAUAGAUACUUUUAUGUAUUCUGAAUAUGCAGCAUGUCCAAGAACUUCACAUCUUGAAUUUUUCUCUGUGUAUGUUUGUUUGUGUACCAUUUUAUUGUUGCAUAUAAACAUUUAUUUUUAAAAAAGGAAAAGAAUUGGCAGAAGUGGGCUAGAUGGACCUGAGGAAGCAGUUUCAUGUGCUCAUAUUUGACACUUUGGAUGCCACUAAUUUUUUAUUAUUUUAUUCACCUUACAUGAUUUUUUACCAGUUUAAUUUCUAACUUGAAAUAGAGUGUAGCUUGUUUGUAUUUUGCAGUUUUGUGCCCUGGUUCAGUGCUCUCUCCUCAUCCUUUUUCUAGAAGCAGGCCUGACUCAAUCUAUGAAACAGAUGCUGAGGCUUCCCCGUUCUCAGAGAAAAGGGGUGAAAAUUAAUUACUGUCUUUUAGGGAAAAAACCAAUAAUCUCUUUUGUUCUCUGUUUCCUUGUCUUCCAACCCUGACCCCCACCAAAGGCUGGACGGUUUGAUUUCUUUGAGCUCCUGGUAUAUAUUGGUUCCGCACUCUCCUAUUUUGGCCUGGUAAGAGACUGUUUUAUAUCCCUUGUCAUUUGGGUGGAAGAUGAUUUCAGCACAAAUUGCGUCAGUUAAGAAAAUUGAAUCAGCAUUCUCUUGGAUUUUUUUCUUCUUCACAGGCACAGUUUGUAGUUGAUUUUCUCAUUACUUCAUAUUCAUGCCGUUGCUUCAAGUACAACCCAGUGAAAGAAUAUUACAUCAAGAAAAAGUGUGAGAUGGUGCCGGGACCAAGAUGGGUAAGAAAUGCAAUUAAUUGCAACAUACUGCAGCCACUUAUGGAUAUAGCUAGGGAAUUCACCUUACUGCAAGAAAAGAAAUGCUGGAUUUGGACAUCACACUAAACUGUGGUUUAGUGAGGUAUGAGUGUGCCUAGUCUCCCCUUGUCCUACCCUCUUCACCUCCGACACAGCUGGGAGGGGGAGUUUUUUGAGGUUUUGCUUCUGCUUUUGGUUAACCACCAGACUUGGAACUGUAACUACCAUAAACUAUAGUUAGUUUAAAAUAGCCAUUCUCUGAAACCAAGGACUGAAGUUGGCUUGUUUGAAACCAGUCGUAGUUAAGGUAAUUCACAGAAUCUAGUUUUCCGUGUGUUGUUGACUAGCCAGGUAAAUGACUGCAGUUAGGUGGCCAAACAAAGCAUGGUUAAGGAAGGGGGCUGGGUUCACGUUUAGUUCCAAGCCAUAGUUAAAACCAAUCAAGGUUCCAGAAGCUGACAACAAAGCCUGGCUUCUGAUCAUCUUUUGUUGACAGUAAAUAUACCAUAGUUAAGAGACUGAGCAGGGUUUUGACUGCCAAACAAACCAUGGCCAAUCCAACAAUAAACUAUGGCUAAGUACAGUGGUGCUCCGCAAGACGAAUGCCUCGCAAGACGGAAAACUCGCUAGACGAAAGAGUUUUCCGUUUUGGAGGUGCUUCGCAAAACGAAGCUCCUAUGGGCUUGCUUCGCAAGACGAAAAUGUCUUGCGAGUUCCUGCGGUUUUUUUCCCCCUUUCCCCCCCCCCUUUUUCUAAGCCGUUAAGCCGCUUAUCUGCUUAUCCGAUAAGCUGAUAAGCCGCUAAAAGCCGCUAAUAGCGCUAAUCCGCUAAUCCGUCAAUGGGCUUGCUUCGCAAGACGAAAAAACCGCUAGACGAAGAGACUCACAGAACGGAUUCUUUUCGUCUUGCGAGGCACCACUGUAUUACGUGUGAACAAGACACUGAGUAACAGCUGCACUCUUACCACUUAGUUGUAAAAUGAUAAUUUGGAAAGGUCCAAACAAGCCAUAGUGGUAAGUGUAAGAUUCAAAUAAAUUGCUGCCUGACCUCAUCUUAUAUCUUCUAUUGUUAAUACAUCUGAAAUAACAAGUUCAUUCAGUGAAACCCUUGGGUUGAUAAAAUGUCUUUGUUUAUUUUGUUGGGCAGACUCUACUUUAUGUGACUUUUGUUGAUGAGCCACACAUCUUUAUGAUUGACAAAUUUUUGAGGACGAGCCUACAGAAAGUUAAAGGCGAGGUUAUUCACGUGAGUUGGGGUCUUCCUUUUUAUAUGGGUGUACCUUUCUGCCUGUGCCUACAUACAGAUUUGUGAACAGGUGAAAUGUUUUCAGAGGCUUGAAGAGGAUGGGCUAGCCUACGCCAACCUGGUGCCUUCCAGAUGUUUCACACAACAACUCCCAUCAGUCAGUCCCUUGCUGGUUGGGGCUGAUGGAAGCUAUACUUGAAAACAUCUGGAGAGCACCAGCUUGGGGUAGACUGCGCUAAACCAUAGUUUAGUAUUAGGAAAACAAGCCUUAGCAAGCCUUAAACUUGUACACGCUUUCCUUCUCUAGUGUGCCUGUGAGGGGGAGACAGAAACCUCCCACUUUAGAUUAUUCUUUGUUUUAAAAAGCUGUACAGAAAUACAUUUGUGUGUGUGUGAGUGUAUAAACACACACACACACUCUUAAUUCCUGUAUAUAACUAAUGCAUAAAAACAAAGCAUCAUAGUCAAACAAUAUUGGUUACAUGAGCGAUGAAGAAAAACAAAGGAAUUAUAUACACCAAGUAUGUUAACUCAAUCCUUCCAUUGUUUCCAGAAUCAGAGCCAGUGUGGUGUUGUGGUUAGGAGUGGUAGACUCGUAAUCUGGGGAACCGGGUUCGCUUCCCCGCUCCUCCACAUGCAGCUGCUGGGUGACCUUGGGCCAGUCACGCUUCUCUGAAGUCUCUCAGCCCCACUCACCUCACAGAGUGUUUGUUGUGGGGGAGGAAGGGAAAGGAGAUUGUUAGCCGCUUUGAGACUCCUUCGGGUAGUGAUAAAGCGGGAUAUCAAAUCCAAACUCCUCUUCUUCUCUUCUAUAUGGUUGAAUAUUCCUGAGCACACACCACAAAACUGCUCCAUUUUUCAAUAAAAAAAUAAUCUUCACAUGUUCUUACUAUGUUUAUUAAUUUAACAUGAGUCAUUUACUAUAUACACUAUCUAAUCUUCCAAAGUUGGAAUCCCUUCCAUUUUAGAUUAAUUCCCAUUUGCCUUCUUGUCUAAACACAGACAAGCUGUCAUUAAUGUUGACUAUGGUUAGUUGAAAGAAGCCAACCUCAAACCACCGUUUAUGAAACUGGUCUGUUUCAACUAACUGCAGUUAUGAUUAACCACAGUUUAGGAUUUGGGUGAUAGUUUAACAGGGCGCACAAACCUGAGGCUCACUGGCUCAUUCUGAUAUGCUAAAACAAUGUUUUGGUGUUAUGUUCCAACUCAACCAGUAUGGUAGAGCCUUCAGUGCCCUGGCUCAUGUGUCACAUUAAGCAAAACCAUGGCUAAGCAGGAAUGAACAGGUGUGCAGAUACAAAGAGGGAAAAAUUCUGGUCACUUUACUCCUCUGGCAGCAAGACCAGGGGAGGACUGAAGCAACCACAACACCCCCCCAUGCACUCGUGCACUCAUUUAUUCAUGCUUAACCAUGGUUUGACUUAACAUUACAUGCUACGUGGGCCAUUGCCUGUGAUGCACCUGUUUGAUCAGAGACUGGAGCAGGACUGAGGAAAUGAAUGUGUAACUUUGGCAGUGGCUUCAUCCUACAGCUCUCAGUGUCUGAUGUCCUAAGAACAUAAUGAUAGCCCUGCUGGAUCAGACCAAAGCCCACCUAGUCCAGCCUGUGGUCCUCACAGCACUCCACUAUAGGAGAUCUGCAAGACCCAUCCCAAAAAGGAUAUGGCAGAGCUGGGAAAGGCUGGGAAACUGCAAAAAACACAACCAGGGGUUUGGAAUAUCUUCCCUGGGGAGAAAGGUUAAAUGUAUGUUCAUGUGUGUGUGCGUUCUUAGAUCCCCCCUUAGUGACACUGGCAAAAUUAAAGAGCUGCUGUCUAGUAUGGCUAAGCCUGUUAUGUUCAAUACAGCUAAGUUUGUGACAAAAGCUUUCCAGUACAGCAAUGCAGGAGUCUUUUCCCCAAAGUGGGACUCAAACUCACGACCCUGAGAGUCUCAUGCUCCGCCUACUGAGCUAUAUGCAGACACAUAUAUUUAUUAUAUAUGCUUUAUUGUACUUUUCUUAAUAACUUUUUUUUUGCAUGCUAAAAAGGGGGGGGACUUUAUGUAUGCAACAACAGCAGCAAGAAUACUCAUCGCAAAGUAUUGGAAGACACAAGAGCUACCCACACUGGAGGAAUGGCAGAUGAAACUGAUGGACUAUAUGGAACUGGCGGAAAUGACUGGUAGAAUCCGUGACCAGGGAGAAGAGUCGGUGGAAGAAGAUUGGAAGAAAUUUAAAGAUUAUCUACAGAAACAUUGCAAAAUUAAAGAACGUUAGAGUGAUGAUGGAUUGAAAUUAAGUGGUUUCUAGCUGCACAGGCGUUAAAGUUAUAUAUAGACUAAGAUUAAGGAUUAGGCAUAAAAAGGUUAAAAGAACGGAAAACUGGCUAUUAAUAGAUAAGAAUUUAAUGUUAUACCAUAUUAAGAUUAAGGAUUGGGAUUAAAAAGAGGGAAAGAAAUUGCUGGACAAACAAAUUGAACUGGAAUACAAAAGAGGGAGGUAUGAGGAGGUCCAGAAAAUAAGUAAAUUCAAAAGUGGUGAUGAAAAGGUGGUAUUGUUUUUAACUGUUUUUUCUUUUGUAUUUUUGUAUUGUGUAUUUUUCUUUUUACUUUUAAUUCUUUUUUACUGAUGUGUCCUUUUUUUAUCGGAAACUUUAAUAAAUAUCAUUUAAAAAUAAAAAGGGGGGGAUGCGGGUGGCACCUAGGGCUUGCCAAUCGCAUGGUCGGCGGUUUGAAUCCCCGCAGUGGGGUGAGCUCCCGUCUUUCGGUCCCAGCUCCUGCCCACCUAGCAGUUCAAAAGCACCCUUAAGUGCAAGUAGAUAAAUAGGUACCGCUUUAUAGCGGGAAGGUAAACGGCGUUUCCGUGUGCUGCACUGGUGCUGGCUCGCCAGAGCAGCUUCGUCACGCUGGCCACGUGACCCGGAAGUGUCUCCGGACAGCGCUGGCCCCCGGCCUCUUAAGUGAGAUGGGCGCACAACCCUAGAGUCGGACACGACUGGCCCGUACGGGCAGGGGUACCUUUACCUUAAAAUCCAUUGGCUUACGCUUGUGUGUGUGUGUGUGUCUAUUGUGGCGAUCACAUAGGGUCCCCGGAGGUUUCACCGUCUAUUGAUCCCUGUGCCACCACUUUAUUUCUCACUGCCACCACUCAGGCCCUACCUGGGACAAUACUGUGUCCAGUCAGGUUUAAACUGGAACAUAAACUUCUGUUUAUUUAUUGCAGUUUAAAAAGCGUGUGGUAUCGGUCAAUUACAAUAAUGGGUUGCCUAUCCAGACCUAUAACUUCCGCUACCUGCUCUCACUCACUAAACCACCUCUCAGAUAGUUACUUGUUUUCCUAUCUCCUAACUGUUCCUGACUCAGCUUAUUUCUCUACACUAACUCAACCCACUCACAGACUCUAUCCCAAUUCACUCCCACUCCAACCAACUACCCAACUCCCAACGAACUCCUCCCUUCGCCCCUCCCAGAGCUGGUUUUAUAGUCCCUCUGACUCCACCCCCUGGGUUCUGAUUGGGUAAUUUGUUUAACUAAUUCACCUCCAGCAUUCUCAUAUGUUAACGUCACAUCUAUAAUCUGUAUUUGAUUGACCAAUAAAUUUUGAUUUUAUUUUAUUGCAGAGAAAUACUGGUGAUUUUAUGCGUGCUGCCAAAAUCCAGCUGCAACAUCCGGAUGAAGUUGCAUCUCUUCUUGGGAACUCUGAAGAGGUGCAUCCCCUUCAGAGCCAAGGGGGACCUGCUUCGUCUUCUUCCUCCUCCUGUGAGCGUCCUGCCUGGUGCAGCUGUGGGAAAUGUCGCCCAGCCAAGGGCUACUGGGAGCAGCUCUGUUGCCGAAGGAAAAAUGGGGCCUGCAUCACAACUUCUGAUCUGUUUGAGCGCCUGGUCCUUUCCCGGCCGAUGCUGAAGUUUGUCCUCCUCUACAAAGAGCCCUUGCUGGACCUGAAUGGGGAGGCAUCCAACAGGCAGUUUCGGCACUGUGCUUACAAGCAGUACAUUCACUGGCGCUUUGGGGAGGAGGACCUGGAAGAAAGGGCUCUGAUACCCAACUGCUGCAGGUGGAAAAUCCGGGAUGCUUUUCCCAGCGAGAACGGUGAAUAUGCUGGCUUUGUGAAAAAGGCUUAGCGGACCGUGGAGACUCUGCGCUGUGGCUUUGGGGACAGAACAGAUUCAGUGGGCGAGGCAGUGCCCCCUUUUGCAACCCCCCCCAAACCCCACCUCUUCAACAGUCCUGCCAUCCUGUGCUUCUCAUUCCAAUUAAUCAAAGUCAGCACUUGCAGAGCAACAUGGUAUUGUGGUUAGAGUGAUGGAUGAGUUCAAAUCCCCAACCAGCCACAAAGCUCACACUGGAUGACUUUGAGCCAGUCACCUUCUCUCAGCCUAAUUUACCCCGCAGGGUUCUUGGGAGGAUAAAAUGAUUGGGGAAGGAAGAACCACAUAUUCUGCAGCCCUGAAUUCCUUGGACAAAGAGUGAGCUAUAAAUGCAAUAAGCAAACAGGUUUACUCCAUAUUUCUUCCUGGUUGACCCUUGAACUGAAAAGCCGUUUGGCUUCUUCUCCUCAUCCUGGUAGCCUCUGCCAAAAGAGAGAAGAAGAUGCUGAUGAAAGCAGGUCACAGGUGAGAAUAAAGCAGAUUUUGGGAACCACAGGUCAAGCAAGGUGUCAGCCUCAGCCUCCCUAAAUCUACAGUGGUACCUCGGGUUAAGAACUUCAUUCGUUCCAGAGGUCCGUUCUUAACCUGAAACUGUUCUUAACCUGAGACACCACUUUAGCUAAUGGGGCCUCCCGCUGCCGCCACGCUGCCACUGUACAAUUUCUGUUCUCAUCCUGAAGCAAAGUUCUUAACCUGAGGUACUAUUUUUGGGUUAGCGGAGUCUGUAACCUGAGGUACCACUGUAUUUUCUGAGAGCCAAACGAGAUGUGAUUUUGACACAGCCUCCCCCAACCUGGUGCCCCCCCCAAUGUUUCGGAUCACGAACCUCUUCUGGUUAGGGAGCAUUGGAACUUCCUGGGGUCACCAGAAUAGGGGAAGGUGGUUGUAAUGACACAAUAAGCAGCCACAGCUGGGUUUCUGAAAGCAGAAUACCAGGCGCAGGACCACAUUGCAGAGGAAAAGGAGGUUUAGUCUUCCCACCCAGACAAAGAUUCCCACCCCAUGUGCUGCAGUUAUCCCUAGCUUUUUGUGUUUCUUGGGGAGAGUUAAACUUCUCCUUCCUGUGUGUCGCUCUUAGGGAUUGCCAGCAUGGUGCCCACGGAUGCCAGUGUGUCCACCACUAAGUACCUCCUAUGGUGUCCUCAAAAGCACUCACGAAAUACCUCCUAAGAAAUGCACAAGAGGCUGUUCAGGACCUGUUUGUGCUGGCUUGGGCUAUCGUUGAGCUCAUCCACACUUCCCCUUGUCCUGUGCCUAGAAAGCAUGGGGUCCAAGAAGUUUUCCACCUGUCCAAGUGAUUUUUCGUUGGUGCUGCUGCUUUCCCUCUAGUGGGGCAGGAGAGCUGAAAAUGAUGCCAAAAUAUUUCACAUUGGGCAACCAAUGUGCCCCUUGGAUUUCAGAUAAUACAUGAGUAGAUGAGUCUAAAAAACCUGGGACACAAAUUUUCACAGCUCUCUAGUGGCUGUAGUGACUCAUUUACCAGACAUAAUGUACCGUUAUAGUUUUUUUUGGGAGGGGACCCCCUAAACCCUAGAAAUUAAUAAAUGCUAGGAUUUUGAUUAUUUGAGAUGUGAAGGGAGAAAUACCAGCUGCAGAGGUAUCCCUGGGCUGGCUUAUGCCUGGCUGGGUUAGUGAAGAGCAAAUCUCUUAAUAUGACAAAAGGUGUUGAUGGGGAGGAAUCCUUUGGUCUGGGGAGUCAGAUGUUACCCAGGUGGUGGGGUGUGUGUAUUUGAGGUAACAGGAAAAGAGUUUUUUACUAAGGUUUUCCAGGAGGAAGAAAGGAGGGUUGAAAAGGUCCAUCUUGGGCAGGCUGGCUGAAGGCUGGCUGGGAGAGAUCCCUUGGACUCCAUGGCUGCACUGCUGUGAGGUACAAGGCACUCUUGAGAUGAUCAUGCUGUAAGCUCUGGACUCCCUCCAUGCAGACUGAAGGUGUAAAUAGACGAAUAAACCAUAUUUCUUAAAGAUACGAAAGUCUGCGCCAGGGGUUGGCAAAAAUUUUUAGCCACAGGCCAGUCCACUGUCCCUCAGACCUUGUGGCCGGCUGGAGAAGUGGCACUGGGGGGGGGGACUGAAAGAAGAGGCGGAGGGGGCAAGUAGUCCUCCUCCCCAGCCACUGCACUUCCCUUCCCUGGGGCUGCCGCCACCAUUGGUGCCGCCACCGCCACUGCUUCUCAUGGGUAGGCAGAAUGAGCUCAUCUGCUCUACUCUCUGGCCCACAGGAGCACCAGGGCGGUGGUGGCGGAGGGAAGAUGAGCGGCAUGAAAGGGCUAGCUCUGGAGAGGGGCUGCUUAAAAUGGCGCUCAGCCCAGCCCCCUUCCUCCUCUAGGCAGGGCGGGAGGAGGCGGCGCAGUGUGUGUGUGUGGGGAAAUGGAAUGGCGCAAGGGGGGGGGAAUGGCGCAGCCUGAAUGAACAGAAUCCCCACGCCAAUCCACGGACAGUCCACAGGCUGGAUCCUGAAGGCAAUUGGGCCUGAUCUGGCCCGUGGGCCUUAGUUUGCCGACCCCUGGUCUAUGCCGUGUCUCAAUUCUCCAAAGGACCAUAGACCCUGGGCGAGUGCCUGGAACCCCAUGGGCUCUUGCCACUGCUCAGCAGAGAGACGGGCAGGCACACAACUUUUGUUAACAGUAUUUAGCGUUAACUAAAUAUAUACUUGAUUCUGACCAAACUAAGCUUCCCAGGAGAGCUUUUUAGACUCGCGUACUCUGGUACUAUCUGGAUCCAAAGAGGCGCAUUGGUUGCCAGAUGUGAUCCCCCACCCCCCGCUCUCCUAUCCCACUACUGGGGAAAGCCAUUGUUUACCCCCGAGUCGGACGGAGCAAGCAUCACACUGCAGAAAAACCAGCUGACGUUUGCUGAGCGGUAAGCAGUGGGUUUUCCUGGGGAAAAGCAGCAGGACAAGCAGAAGUAUGGAUGAACCCCUACACUGAAACCCACCCCUUCAAGAUGCCUACAUGUCAUUGAAUGCUAUGAUUGGGAACCUGUUCUCCCUGUUAUGUUCUGAACAGAGAAUUGCAAAGAGCUUCUCUCUCUGAUGAAGUGCUGCAGUGACGGGUUGCAGGUGCCUCUUUUUGUCCAUUCAUGUAAGAGAUAACACUCACAAAAUUUUGUGGUCUUGUGUCUCUUCCUGCUGUGUUGGAAACGGCAGCCAUUUUGUCUUAUGCCAUGCUCCCAGAACAGCCACUUUCUGCCUGGUGUCCAGGGCACUUUCUCAAAAUUCCAAAUGUGUCCCGAAAGGUGUUGGCCCUGCCUGACAAAAGCCAACAAGGGGAGUUGCACUUGGUGUUUAAUUUUAAACCAUACCUUGUUGCUGCUUGUGCCAUUAAAACACAACCUUCUUUGGUCCUCAGAAUUUUCAGUGCACACCUGGAAUCGGGGAUCCAAUCUUCCUGGCAGGCUUAAGCAGUCAAAGCCCAAAGGAAAGACCAGAUUAACUCUCUCUUUCUCAAAACACAGCAAAGGCUCAUGUAUGAGAGAUGAGAGCUUUGCUGAUUUCCACUGGGAAGCCCUCUGUUUCUUUGCGUCUGGUUUUGAAGCUGUUUGUUUCUUUCCAGUACAGUGGAACCUCGUGUUACGUACCAUCCUCCUUACGAAUGCUUUGGCUCCCCAGCUCCGCUAACCUGGAAGUAGACGCUCCUGGUUGCAAACUUUGCCCUGGGAUGCGAGUGGAAGUCACGCAGCAGGAGGCGCCAUUAGCGGUUUCCUGUUACAAAUGGACCUCCGGAACGGAUUAAGAACGUAACAGGAGGUACCACUGUAAUUUCUCAGGAAUGGGGAGAGGAGACUUCAGGAGUAUCAGAUACCAGCCUCGUUAUUACUGCAUUUCUGGAGGUUAGAGCAGAGAGACCUAACAAACAAACAAACAAACAAACUUGUGUAUAUACCGGUAAUUAAAACUGGGUGUUCAGAGGACUUUGUCCCAUGGUAUUUCCAGGGACUAUCAUAUACUGUAAUGCAUAUGCAACUGACUCAAGUAUAUUUUGCCAAAGUGUUUUCUACGGUUGAGGGUGUGCAAAGCAAGGCUUUCCCCUCACAGCAGGAGUGGUAGAGAAGCUGCUGCCCUCCAAACCUUGCUGGGCUUCCAGGGGCCCUAUUUGGCCCUGUGGGCUGAGGCUGUGGGAGCCACGAGGCCCACAAGUUCCCCACUCCUGCUGUGAAGCAAAACCUGCCCCUGCCAUUUUCUCGAACUGCGGACACAGGUUUGAUGGCAUGUACAAAAAAAUAGUCUCCAAGAACAUUUUACUUAUCCACUUGCCUCUACAUAUUUAUGUUAGUCCUUCUAGUCACUGAAAUGUAACAAAAUCCAGGAACUUGGCCUUCGCCCAGUUUGCAAAGCAUUCCUGUGUCCUCACCAGGGUGCCCUUUUGCCUCAUAGGCCUGCACUAACAUUUCUGCACUGAUUUACAAUGUUUUUUGCUUAGGAACUGGUGGGAUCAAUGUUGCUACUGUGUUUUAAUUUACCAUUUUUACAUGUUUGUAUUAUCUUCCAAUCACUUUGAAUUUUAUAUUGUAAUUUUAAAAAAAUUAAAAAGUUGUUUCAAACUAUUUUUAACAUUGUUUUUAAUUGUUGUAACCUGAUAUUGAGCAGAGUUUUUCCAAAGCAGUUUGUGACACAACAUGUCUGUCUGUCUAUUUCCACACACACACACACACACACGUGUUUAUCAGAUGUGUAUCUCCCUCCCUCUCACAACUAUCACAACACACUCGGGACAGCUUGCAACGGAACAUCAACACAACAUCAAACACAGUUUUUUUAUGGUGGGAAUGUCCUUAACAUUCUGGUCUGAGAUUUAUCAAUAAAUAUCUAACAGAA